AUGUUAUUCUCCGCGCCGGAAUUCCAGUUCACUCGCGACGGCGUUUGCCAAAACCUCCGCUCGGACGGGAGAGAGAAUCACGAAUCGAGACCGGUGGAGAUUUCGUUGGGAAAUCACGAAAGUAAACUGAGUGAGAGUUUUAAUAAAAAGAAAAGGAACAACAUGAUGAUCAUCACGCGAGCGGUUGGACAAGCGAAAGUUCGCAUGGGGAAAGGAUCGUGCGGACGGACCGAGGUCGUGUGCGCGAUAACCGGGCAGGUGUGCAGUUUUGAUGAGGAUGAGGAAGAGGAUGAUGCUUUGUUGUUGUUUAUGGGGCAACGGCGAAGCGGAGGAGGAGGAGGAAGAGAUAAGACGGGAGGGAACGAGAAAGCGGGCACAUCUACUGCGGCGACGAUGCCUUCCGUAGAAGUUUACGUGGAAACGAUGUCGACGAGAAAUGUUGGUUCCGCCGUCGGCGGCGGCGGGAAAGGUCAACAUCAGCAACAAGUAUUCAACGAGACCGAUAAGUAUUGCGGCGAGUUGAAGAGAGAAUUGGAGUUUGCGUACGGGUCGAUGGAUUUGUUGAACAAGGAAUCUGGUUUGCGAAAGUCUUUGGAGAUUGGCGGUAGUAGUCAUGGGAAUGGUAGUAAACAAGGAGGCCGUCGGCGUCAUCGCUGGAAGUUACGGAUGGAUUUUUUAGUGCUCUCGGACGACGGGAACGCGUUGGACGCGUUGGCGAUUGCCGGGAAGUGCGCGUUGUUCGACGCACGGUUACCGAGAGUGAGAGUGAAACGAAGAGGUGAGGAUGAAGAGGUUGAGUUAGUGUCAGAUUCGGAAGAAGAAGAAGAUGAUGAUGAUGAUGACGAACAAUUAGAAAAAGGAAAAGAAAAGGAAUCGAAUAGCAGCAGUAGUAGUAACACGACGCUAGAUGUCUCAGACGUGCCUUUGAUUGCUACGGCGACGUAUUUCGGUAGAGCGCGGCAGCAAGAAGGAGUAACUACUAUGACGACGAUUACAAUAGACGACGAGGAGUUUUUACCAACCAUAGCGAUUGAUUGCGUCUCGAGCGAAGAGUCGUGCGGCGAUUUCGCGCUCGCGGUAUCCGCCACCAGAGAAGGUGCGGUGACUUCAGUGCAAAGAGUCGGCGGAUUUGGAAAUAGCAGCGCGAUGGCAGUCGAGAGCGACGUUUCAGAUAACGUGAUAAAGUUUGCGCGAAAGCACUGCGUGAAGAUACACGGAGAAAUCGAUUCGACGAAGAAGAUGAAGAUUCAUUGA
Molecule: messenger RNA, 1254 nt
Organism: Bathycoccus prasinos
Lineage: Eukaryota; Viridiplantae; Chlorophyta; Mamiellophyceae; Mamiellales; Bathycoccaceae
Exons: 2
Coding region: 1-1254 (417 amino acids)
Biological process (GO): U1 snRNA 3'-end processing; nuclear polyadenylation-dependent rRNA catabolic process; nuclear mRNA surveillance
Cellular component (GO): cytoplasmic exosome (RNase complex); nuclear exosome (RNase complex)
Source: RefSeq, a predicted model, not a curated record